Penicillium canescens is the source of this 753-nucleotide messenger RNA. RefSeq lists its product as uncharacterized. The coding region runs from base 1 to 753 and encodes 250 amino acids. NCBI's taxonomy places the organism in Eukaryota, Fungi, Ascomycota, Eurotiomycetes, Eurotiales, Aspergillaceae. The transcript is spliced from 2 exons. The record is from RefSeq and is a predicted model, not a curated record.
AUGGCUGAACCUACUGUACCGGUGAACAUUUUUCCGGACCGAAUCAUUCUCGAUCCUCAUCAAAACCUCGGCGAGUCACGAAAUCUACGUGAUAUAGCUGAGAAUGGUGGAGCCCUAGUUGGGCAGAUCCGUGAAGUCCUUGAUAGCGGCUAUUUGAGCUCUUUGGUGAUAGAUGUCGAAUUGCUCGAGGCAAAAUGGAUUCAUCAGUUCACCAUCGAAAUCCCGAGUGAUAGCACUCACUCAAAAGAGGAAAAAACCGAAGUUGGCAUGUCUGUCACUGAAGGAAAAGAGGUUGUCGAAUCUGUUUCAGCCAGCGCCGGCUUCAGUGGCUGGGGCUUCUCUGCUGAAGUGAGCGGCUCCACUGAAACAAGAACGUUUAGCUCAAUUGAGACUUCAGAAUUGAAGACAGUUACCGAUACCUACAACGUCCCAGCAAAGUCUGAUCUCUGGGUUUAUAAGCCUGGAUAUAAGUUCCGCUGCACACUACAUGAUGCAUUUGCUAAGGAUCACAAGGGCAAGAUCCAAGCACAUUUCGUGAACACCAUUGUUGCUAGCCACGAGCUUAUGGGCCCGGUUGAACUAAAAGGCACUGGGACACUGUCCUCUGAGUUAGAUGGCCUUCUUCUACCUACCAAAGGUGUCCAGCUUACUAUCGCCGAAUAUGUGGUCUACGGCGCAAUGUACCCUUGGCUCCAGAACGGUAAAGAGGAUAUCCAUGUCUCUUCGGGUGCAAGGUCCCCAAGACGUAUUUAG